Molecule: messenger RNA, 1065 nt
Organism: Darwinula stevensoni
Lineage: Eukaryota; Metazoa; Arthropoda; Ostracoda; Podocopida; Darwinulidae
Source: the annotation of a GenBank genome assembly
AUGCUCAUACUUUCGAUCACGCUACAAGUGUUGGGCAUUGAGCCAUACCUGACAGCCUAUGGCCUGAACUACGAAUCGCUGUUGGUGACAGCAGCCAUCAUCGGUUUUGGUGGAUCGUUCAUCUCACUGGCCUUGUCCAAAACCUUGGCCAAAAUGUCAACCGGUGCUAAAGUCAUCACCGAACCGAAAAACCCCACUGAGCAAUGGUUGUUAAAUACGGUUGCCAUGCAGGCACAGCAAGCCGGUAUUGGUAUGCCAGAAGUCGCAAUCUUUGAUUCGCCUGAUGCCAAUGCUUUUGCCACUGGCAUGACAAAAAACAAGGCCUUAGUAGCCGUGUCUACUGGCUUAUUAAAUAACAUGACAGAAAAAGAAGCUGAAGCCGUGCUGGGGCAUGAAGUCUCACAUAUUGCUAACGGUGAUAUGGUGACACUGACCCUGAUUCAAGGCGUGCUCAAUACGUUUGUCUUUUUUCUGGCUCGUGUCGUUGGUGACAUUGUUGAUAAAGUCAUUUUCAAAACGGAAGAAGGCCGUGGACCAGCCUUCUGGGUGACGACAAUUGUAGCCGAGCUUUUCUUGGGUAUUCUGGCCUCGAUCAUAGUGAUGUGGUUCUCACGUCGACGGGAGUUUCGUGCCGAUACUGGUGGUGCUAGUCUUUCCAGUCAUCAGUCCAUGAUUAACGCCCUCAAACGCCUGAAGUCUCUGCAUGAACCGGCGGCUCUGCCAAACGGUCUGACAGCGAUGGCUAUAUCCGAGCAUGAGCAGGAAAUCAAGGACAGUGUUAUCAAUGUCAUCCCUUCCUGUAUGCCCUAUGUUGAUGCCCUGUUUCAGCCCCGCAAAGUAGCUGACCGUCCGCCAGUUAUCCCUGAGGGUUCGACCAAUUUUGCCCUGAUAGACGGUCUAGGUUUACCUGUUGAUUUGGUGAAUGAUUAUCUGAUGCGACCGGCCACAACCUGGUAUGCGGGGCUGAAACAGGGCAUCAACAUAGGGCAUACAGGAAGGGAUGACAUUGAUAACACUGUCCUUGAUUUCCUGCUCAUGCUCUGUAAAAUUGAGGUGGUGAAUUAA